Messenger RNA from Magallana angulata, 3168 nucleotides. Its product is annotated as glutamate receptor 2-like. Gene Ontology annotation, biological process: monoatomic ion transport; modulation of chemical synaptic transmission; synaptic transmission, glutamatergic. The transcript has 18 exons. Gene Ontology annotation, molecular function: glutamate-gated receptor activity; transmitter-gated monoatomic ion channel activity involved in regulation of postsynaptic membrane potential. Gene Ontology annotation, cellular component: plasma membrane; postsynaptic membrane. Lineage: Eukaryota; Metazoa; Mollusca; Bivalvia; Ostreida; Ostreidae. The coding region runs from base 248 to 3061 and encodes 937 amino acids. The record is from RefSeq and is a predicted model, not a curated record.
UUGGAUUACACAGAGUCGUCGAGCUUCCCGACCAAAAACAAGCAGCAAGAGUAAGGAACAUUGGAGGCCCAGGGUGUGCGUUACCAGUGUUUGUCAUUUUUAUGAUUUCCAUUGUUAAAGUUCCGUUUGUCCUACCACGGAAAAGAUGAAAUAGAAGCUGAUCAAUAAACGGGAUUAUUAUGGACUCCAGUUCUAAGACUGCGUAAAAUUGCUGAAAUCCUGACCAGUAGAGCGACCCUUCGUUUCGAUGCAGUGUUUGAGUAUGGGUACAGUUGUAUUAGCUGUACUCACUGUUUUGAUUUCGUCCGCGGAUUGUACAGACAAUAGUGUUCAAUAUCAACACGGAUUCCCAAUAGGUGCCAUUUUUGAUUGGAAUGAUGUCUACGCGGAGACCGGAUUUCGCUACGCAAUGAAUAAAAUAUUGCGUCAGAAGAAAAAUCAUUUCAACUUCUCCACUAUUAUUGAGGAUGUUUCCAUUAACGACAGUUUUCAACUUGUCCAAAAGAUCUGUGACCACCUGUCUAACGGAGUCUUUGCCUUGGUCGGAUCUCGCUCCUACGUUUCCCGCGAAGUCAUAGACUCGUACACUCGUGUGUUCCAUAUGCCAUACCUAAGCCCUUGCACAGAUUAUCACCCCAAAGACCACAAACCCUUUUCCAUCUUCAUGAAGCCGGAUAACACUCGGGCUAUUGCCUCGAUUAUCAAUUAUUUAGAUUGGAAAGAAUUUCAUUAUGUGUACGACACAGAUUAUGGUUUGUCUCGAUUAAUGGAUUUGAAGCUUUGGCUGAAAGAUGGGGAAAAUCAGGUCAAUGUGAUCAGUACAUGGCGCCUGCGCCGUAUACAGGAAGUGCACAGGGACCUGAGAGCGCUGGACAAACAGUACGGGCCCCCUACCAACUUCACCCCCAUCAACGUUGUGUUUGACUUGUCCAAUGAAACUGCUUAUGGUGCAGUGCUGGACAAGAUUCGAAAUGUGGGGAUGAACAAAAAAGGCUACUCGUAUCUGUUGGGAAGUUUGGACAUAGUGAACCAUGACCUAGAACGGUUCUCUCAUGGUGGAGUGAACAUAACAGGUUUCCAGCUAGUAGACCACGAGUCGGCCACGGUCCAGAGUUUUCUGGAGGAGUGGAGCGAGCUACCACGCUCCAUUUGGGAGGGCGCAGGGAGCACUGUCAGGAUGGAGUCUGCCCUGCUUGUGGAUACAGCCAGUCUGUUGCGAGAGACAAUCCACACAAUGUUAAAGAACGAUUCCACGGUAUUCCGAUCUACAUUCAGACGUGCCAAGGUCUACAACUAUGAUCUAACACAGGGCAUACCAUGUACGGGAAAUAAGCCUUGGAUGCAUGGUCUAAAGAUAAUGGAAAAUUUAAAAAAGGUGAGCAUCAAUGGACUUACAGGCGAUGUUCAUAUAGACCAAGAAGGCCGUCGGCAGAAUUACUCCAUUGGUGUAUACAGAGUCGGAUUCAAAGAAAACCCUAGAAAGAUAGGGAACUGGGUUGAUAAAAAAGGCUUUGUCCCGGAGGGAACCAAUGAUACUCUUACGGAGGAUGGUGAUGAUCUUUCCAGCCUGAUAGUUACCAGUAUAUUUGAGAGACCAUUUCUGCAGUACAAAAAAGAAUACGAAAAUCCAGAAAAUAGAAAAAAUGUGAAGAACCCAAACGACCUGUACGAGGGCUACUGUGUGGAUCUUAUUGCCGCCGUAUCUGAACAGUUAGGGGGAUUCAAGUACACCAUCAGACCAAUCAAAAGCUCGGUGUACGGAGCCAAGGUCAACGGAACGUGGACGGGCAUGAUUGCGGAGCUCGUUAAUAGGAAAGCUGAUUUAGCAGUUGCUCCCCUUACGAUAACAAAACAACGGGAGGAGGAUAUUGCCUUCACCAAACCCUUUAUGAACAGUGGUAUCAGCAUCAUGAUAAAGAAGCCAGAAAUCCAAAAACCCGGGGUGUUCUCUUUUCUAAAGCCGUUUUCGAUUCCUCUUUGGAUGUGCAUCAUCGCAGGAUAUUUUUGCGUUAGUUUUGGGAUGUUCAUAGUCAGUCGCUUUAGUCCCGCGGAAUGGAGGCGAAAGUGUCUCCGAGUGGACAAUGGCGUCGUCAACAAGUUCACAUUAGAGAGUUCCCUCUGGUUCACUAUGGGGGCUCUUAUGUUACAAGGAAGUGAUACCUGUCCAAGGUCGGUGGCUGGUCGUAUCAUAGGUGGAACUUGGUGGUUCGCUGUUCUGAUAGUCAUUUCUUCUUACACAGCAAAUCUAGCUGCAUUCCUCACAAUAGACAAAUUAUUAACCCCGAUACAAAACGCAGACGAUCUAGCAGCGCAGACAGAAAUUACCUAUGGUACGCUUGAGUCCGGAUCUACACAGUCGUUCUUUAAGGACUCCAAAGUACCGACUUAUCAGAAGAUGUGGGCGUAUAUGUCCACGGCGUACCCUAGGGUCUUUGUGAAGACCACGGCGGAAGGUGUUCGAAAGGUCCGUGAAAUGAAGGGAAAAUACGCUUUUCUACUUGAGUCAGUGUAUAACGAAUACUUCGGCCAAAGAGAGCCCUGUGACGUCAUGCAGGUUGGUCCACCUCUGAAUACAAAAGGAUACGGCAUUGCAACACCAAAAACAUCCAAACAUCAGGAACUUUCUGAAAAAAUGUCCAUUGCAAUACUUCAACUUAAAGAGAAUGGGUCUUUGAUUAAAAUGAAGAGACGAUGGUGGAUAGAUAAAGGAGAGUGUGGAGUUCAGGAAGAUAACCAGGGCAAUAAAAAGAAGAAAUCGUUAUCGCUGAGUAACUUGGCUGGGGUUUUCUUUAUCCUCAUAAGCGGCCUGGUGUUCUCGAUUAUUCUUGCCGUCUGUCAUUUUCUGCGUUCAAGGUCCAACAACAAACAAGGGGGGUUUCUGAUGCUCGGAAAUGACGCAACAAACAUGUACUGUGGCCAUUUUGGAUACCCUGUUGAGGAACGGAGCAAUGGAAUGAGUCCAAAAGUGCCUGGAGGGAUCUUAUCCAACGCAGAAAAACAAGACUGGCCGGAAGAAAGUAACCAUAAAAUCAACCACAUUCACGCCACCAGCCUCCUCUGAGACCUUUUCGUAGUCAUUAGCUUUUUUAAAAACAUCAUUUUGCUUUAUUUUUCUCAUUUCAUUGUUCAAAUCUCUAUAAUGCAUUUAUAUUAAAAAGAAUGUGCGAU